UCUUUCAUGAAAAAGCGUGUUUAUGAAGUUUGGAAAGGAAGUAAUAAAAUUUUCCUCGGUGGAAGGCUAAUAUUUGGUCCUGAUGCUAGAUCUUUGCCAGUCACAUUACUGCUGAUAAGCGCUCCUGCUAUUGUCUUUUGCAUAUUUGUUGCAAGGCAUCUUCGACAUGCGUUUUAUCCAUAUAAUGCAGGAUAUGCUGUUAUGUUGGUAGCAGUUGUCUUUACUAUCAAUGUGUUGAUUAUCCUUUUCCACAUAUCAUCCCGGGACCCAGGAAUCAUUCCUCGCAAUUCACGUCCCCCAGAUGAGGAGCCUCACCAUGAUUCCUCUGUAUCACCUGAGGCUGGGAAUCGAGGCCGUCAGUUCCUUCGAACUAAAGAAGUUAUGGUUAACGGAAUUCAGGUGCGAGUGAAGUAUUGUAGCACAUGCAUGCUUUAUCGACCUCCCCGUUGCUCCCACUGUUCCAUUUGCAACAAUUGUGUUGAGCGUUUCAAUCACCACUGCCCUUGGGUUGGGCAAUGCAUUGGACUGCGCAAUUACCGGUUCUUUUUAAUGUUUGUUUCUUCGGCAACUCUUCUGUGCAUCUAUGUGUUCUCCAUGUCAUCAUUCUACAUUAAGGUUCUGAUGGAUGAUAACCGUAGAACAGUUUGGGAAGCAAUGAAGGAAUAUCCUCCAUCUGUCGUACUAAUGGCCUAUUGUUUUGUUGCUCUGUGGUUUGUUGGUGGACUCACCGGGUUUCACUUGUACCUGAACAAACCAGUAUUUUGCUCGAAGUCCAAGAAUAAUUUCCGGGUGUUUGUCCAAGAGGAGGUACCAAGGCCUACUUUACCAAGUACGGAGGAAGCAAAAACAGAAGAUCGAGGUGUAGAGCCGCGUUCAAAGGUCGACGCUGAAAUAGAGAACAAUGAAGAUCUUCUAUUGAAGAUAUCCCAGCAGUGUAUUAUCGAGGAAGGUGAAGAUCUAUCAAAGAUCUCCCAACGACAUAAAGACGAGGAAAAUGAGAAGGGCUUUCAUAGUAUGGAGGGCAAUGAUCAUCCUCCCCAGACUACCUUGGAUGUUUAA
This is a messenger RNA of Hibiscus syriacus, 1059 nucleotides long. Its product is annotated as protein S-acyltransferase 8-like. Gene Ontology annotation, biological process: protein targeting to membrane; peptidyl-L-cysteine S-palmitoylation. Gene Ontology annotation, cellular component: Golgi apparatus; endoplasmic reticulum. Gene Ontology annotation, molecular function: protein-cysteine S-palmitoyltransferase activity. The transcript is spliced from 5 exons. Lineage: Eukaryota; Viridiplantae; Streptophyta; Magnoliopsida; Malvales; Malvaceae. The record is from RefSeq and is a predicted model, not a curated record. Bases 7 to 1059 code for a protein of 350 amino acids.